Molecule: messenger RNA, 4761 nt
Organism: Kwoniella shivajii
Lineage: Eukaryota; Fungi; Basidiomycota; Tremellomycetes; Tremellales; Cryptococcaceae
Product: glycogen debranching enzyme
Exons: 18
Coding region: 1-4761 (1586 amino acids)
Biological process (GO): glycogen catabolic process
Molecular function (GO): amylo-alpha-1,6-glucosidase activity; 4-alpha-glucanotransferase activity
Source: RefSeq, a predicted model, not a curated record
AUGGUAUCAGUUAAACCUACAAACAUCCAAUUACCUCUUAAUGGUAACGGGGAAUCUCAAGUACCAGUGGAUGGAUUAAGAACACCCAAGACACCUCAAGAUGAAGCGAUAGCUUUUUUCAAGGGGGAAAGCAACGAUGGCAAGGAGGUUCAAGUCUGGGAAUUGGCUUUGGAGAAUGAUGGUGGACCAGGAGAGGGUAAAGAUUACAUCCGGCUUCCACCUCCCGUCCGACCAUACGUUCUCAGAUUCUCCAUUCGACCGGGGACUAACGUAACUCGAAAUGGUGUUCUGAAGUCUGACUUCCCUAUGGACGGGGGUGUGUUCCAAAGAGGUGAUUGGAAAGAAAGAAAGCUACCCACCGAUAUGAGCAAACCCAUUCAAAUCGACCUUCCCAUAUCAGCACCAGGUGCAUUCUGCUAUUAUCUUGAAUACGAUGGACCUACUCCCUCUUCACCUCGAAUUCAAGGCAGAAAAGGAUACUUCAACGUUGAUCCACUCAUCCUCUUGCCUCAACGUACAUCUUUCUUCCCUUCUAAAGUCAACCCAUUGAAGGACACCUCAUCAGGUGCAAUCUUGCCCAAAUCCACCAAUGUCUCAUUAGAUGGAUUGAUAAUCUUAUCUGUAUUGGCUAAAUGGAUGGGCAAAACUUCAGAUUGGGAAAAACAUUUCGUUGAAGCUUCUAGACGUGGAUAUAAUAUGCUUCAUUGGGCACCUUUACAACAAAGAGGUAGCUCAGGAAGUCCUUAUUCGAUCCAAGAUCAAUUGAGCUACGAUCAAGCUAUCUUGGUGAAUCAUAAUGUGAAAGAUGGAGGAUAUGCAGAAAUUGAAAAAAUUAUCAAAUUAGCUAAAGAGAAAUAUGGUUUAGGUGGUAUAACUGAUGUAGUAUUGAAUCAUAUGGCUUUCGACUCUCCCUGGCUAGAGCAACAUCCCGAAGCAGGUUACUCACCUCAAAAUACUCCUCAUCUCGCUCCUGCAGUAGAGCUUGAAGAUGCCAUUCUUUCGUUAUCAUCGAAUCUCUCUUCUCUCGGAUUACCUACGACACUCAAUUCCGAAGGCGACUUGCAAAAACUGAUCCCAGCAAUGAAAAAAGCUAUCGACGAUUCUCGUUUAUGGGAAUUCUAUGUGUUUGAUGUACAGGCAUCUGUGUCUUCAGUUAGAUCAUCUUUACUGCGAAACAAACCCUCACCAAAGAAAUGGGAAGGAUCAAAUGUUUCCAACCAAUCGGCGUCACAAUUAGCUGAAAUCAUCAAAUCAACCCCUGGAUUCAUUGAGAACUUCAAGGCUUACUCUUCGAGAUUCUGCUCAACUGUUAAACCUGAAUUGGCGGCUGGAUUGAUCCAAUCUGCUUAUCCAAGUGAAUCACCUGAGACUCAAGCUAAGCGAUGGGGAGAGGUUCUUGAUGUGCUCAAUGUCGACUUGUACGCGGAAUGCAACGAUGAUGUCAACGCUGCUAUCGAAGGUAUGGUUGGAAGAUUGAGAUUCACCCGAUUAGAAGAUGGAGGACCUAAGAUCGGUGCCAUCACUGAAGAACGACCGCUUGUCGAAAAAUACUUUACCAGACUUCCUUCGAACGAAACCACUUCCAAACACCCCAAAGAUUCUCUUGCUUUAGCCAAUAAUGGGUGGAUGUGGGGUGCCGAUCCAUUGCAAAACUUUGCUGAAUAUCCAUCCAAAGCUUACAUCCGUCGACAGGUUAUAGUAUGGGAUGAUUGUGUGAAACUUCGUUAUGGAUCUGGCAGAGAUGAUAAUCCAUGGUUAUGGGAUCAUAUGAUCAAAUAUGCCGAACUUUUAGCAGCGACUUUUGAUGGUUUCCGAUUGGAUAAUUGUCAUUCUACACCUCUGCAUCUGGGUGAAGCUGUAAUCGAUGCCGGAAGAAGAGUAAACCCUAAUUUGUAUAUCAUGGCUGAACUUUUCACUGGAAGCUCAGAGAUGGAUCUCAAGUUUGUUAGAGAAUUAGGAAUCAACAGUCUGGUUAGAGAGGCUUACAACGGUGACAAUGUCAAAAACUUCGCUGAUUUACUUUGGCGAUUUGGUCUGGGUAAGCCUGUUGGAUCAAUGGACUCUGCCUGUCUUUCAUCGUCCGAUGAACUCGCACCACCUUUCGGUAAAGGGGCUACACGACCUUGUAUCGUUACACCCCUUCAAGGAUCAGUUCCUCACGCCGUGUUCUACGAUCUGACUCACGAUAACCAAUCUCCAUUCGACAAGAGAACCGCUGAAGAUGCUCUAUCGACCGGGGCCCUGGUCACAUUCUCUCGAGCAGCUUUAGGAUCAAACAAAGGUUUCGAUGACUUAUAUCCCAAACUCUUGGAUUUAGUUACGGAUAACCGACCAUACGAAGUAGCCGACCAGAAUGAAAAUGGAAUUGGAAAGGUCAAGAGAAUACUUAACCACCUGCACACUCAAAUGAUGGAAGAAGGGUUCACCGAAGGUCAUGUACAUGAAGAAGGACAGUACAUCAUGAUUCACCGAGUACACCCUAUUACCCAUAAAGGUUACAUGCUCAUUGCUCACACCGCCUUUAAGGGCUUCUCAGGCAGAGGAUGGAUCAAACCGAUCAAACUCUCCCGAACCAACAUCUCCUACUUAUUCGGUGCAUCUGUCACCACCGAUUUCAGCUCAUGGGACCCUAAUGCCAAAACGCAUAAAGGUAUUCCCUCCAAAUUGGAGGAAGUUGCUGAACCUAGUAUCACCAGAGGCCAAGAUGGCGAUGGCCAAUAUUGCGAGAUCAAUGUACCUGACCACUUUGACCCUGGAAGCAUCAUGGUUUUUUCCACUUCGAUGGAUGAAAUAAAGUCCGACCUCGAUCAGAUCAUCAAGACUGGAGCUGUUGAGGCUUAUUCCGAACUUGAUCUCGUCGAUCUCAACGUGAUCCUUCAUCGAGCUGAUGGAGAAGAGAAAGAUGCAACGGGUGGUGAUGGAACAUACACCAUCCCCAAUUACGGUAGCUUAGUCUAUUGUGGUCUGGAAGGAUGGAUGCACCCAUUAAGAGAGAUCAUGAAGAGUAACGACCUCGGUCAUCCUCUAUGCGCUCACCUAAGAGAGGGCACGUGGGCAAUGGAUUACGUCUUAAAGCGAUUGGAGAAGCAAGUUGGCGAUCUACCUCGAUUGGCUAAACCUCAUCAAUGGUUAUCCGAAAGAUUCGAAUUAAUCAAAUCCACUUGUCCCGGAUUCAUGAGACCGAAAUAUUUCGCUUUAGUAAUGUACGAAGCAUAUAAAGCUGCUCGAAAAGCUGUAGUGGAACAAUGUUCCGAGUUCAUCUCUUCAGGACAUUCCUUCACUCAUGAUUUAGCUUUAUGUUCCGUACAAAUGUACGGUCUUGUCAAAUCUGCUUCCAUCAAUCCCGCAAAACCCGUACCUUCAUUGGCUGCAGGUUUACCGCAUUUCGCCGCAGGUUGGGCUAGAUGUUGGGGUCGAGAUGUUUUCAUCUCUCUCAGAGGUCUUUUCCUUACAACAGGAAACUUCCCGGCAGCAAGAGAUCAUAUCUUAUCUUUUGGAAGUACACUCAAACAUGGUCUGAUCCCAAACUUGCUUGAUUCUACCAAAACCCCCAGAUACAACUGUCGUGAUGGGCCAUGGUGGUUCUGUCAAAACAUCCAAGAUUACACUAAGAUGUGUCCAAACGGUCUUGCUUUGUUGAACGAUAAAGUCAAACGAAGAUUCCCCGCAGAUGAUACUUGGGUAGAAUGGGAUCAUCCCAGAGCAUUCGAGUACGAAAGUACUGUUGCUGAACUUGUGCAAGAAAUCUUGCAACGACAUGCUCAAGGCAUCGAAUUCAGGGAAUAUAACGCUGGACCUAAUCUCGAUAUGGAUAUGAAAGACGAAGGUUUCAACCAAAAGAUCUGGGUAGACUGGUCAACUGGUAUCAUAUUUGGCGGUAACAGGUACAACUGCGGUACAUGGAUGGACAAGAUGGGUUCCUCCGACAAGGCCGGCAACAAAGGUCUACCUGCUACUCCUCGUGAUGGUGCACCCGUUGAAAUCACCGGUCUACUCAAGAGUACAUUGAGUUGGGUUGAUGGUCUUAGCAAAGCGGGCAAAUGGCCUUUCAAGGGUGUAAAAGCUACGAUUAAAGGUGAAACUCGAACUGUCACCUAUAAAGAAUGGGCCGACCUCAUUCAAGCUUCUUUCGAGAAAUGCUAUUAUGUCCCAUCUGAUCCUUCCGAAGACUCCAAAUACGAUAUCAACUCGGGAAUGGUGAAUCGAAGAGGUAUCUACAAGGAUGUAUAUGGUACUCCCAAAGAGCGAGAGUGGAGUGACUAUCAACUUCGAUGUAAUUACACUUUACCUAUGAUUGUUGCACCGGAACUUUUCACACCAGAAAAAGCGAUUGGAGCUCUUCAAAUCGCCGAAGCUGUUCUUCGAGGUCCAUUAGGAUUCAAAACUCUCGAUCCUUCCGAUAGUCAAUACAGAGGAGACUACGAUAAUUCCAAUGAUAGUCACGAUCAGGCUAUUGCUAAAGGAUGGAACUACCACCAAGGACCAGAAUGGGGUUUCCCUACAGGCUGGUUCCUCAUGGCGUAUCUCAAAUUCGACCGGAUUGCUGGCGAGGGCAAGAAAGAUGCUACUCAGACCAUGCACCACAUCUCCAACAUCUUGCAAAGUCAUGCUCAACAUAUUACGAAUGAUCCUUGGAGAGGUCUUCCUGAAUUAACCAACAGCAACGGUCAAUACUGUUACGAUUCAUGUAAUACACAAGCUUGGAGUGCGAGUACCAUCCUGGACGUUUUAGAGGAGAUGCACAAGAUUGGAAAGAAAUAA